Molecule: messenger RNA, 1750 nt
Organism: Notothenia coriiceps (black rockcod)
Lineage: Eukaryota; Metazoa; Chordata; Actinopteri; Perciformes; Nototheniidae
Gene: jph2
Product: junctophilin 2
Exons: 3
Coding region: 393-1721 (442 amino acids)
Cellular component (GO): endoplasmic reticulum membrane; junctional membrane complex; plasma membrane
Source: RefSeq, a predicted model, not a curated record
UGUCAGGAGAUAGCUGGGUGGCAGGGACAGGGGAAAGGGGCUUUUCUCUGUGGCCCCCUGGAAAAAGCCAUGUAAGAUCAGUGGCUUGUCAAGACAGAAGAAAAUAAUUCGAUUUAUCAUCCAAAUUUGCAACACAGAAGAUUGACCUAAGAAGACACUGGAGUAAAAGAGGACACAUUGAAGUUUGUAUGAAGAAGUGCGUCCCGGAGCUUAAUGGACACGUAAAACUACCCAAACCAACUCCAAGAGAAGAAACCCCCUUAAGUUCAGCACCAAGGAUAUCUGCAGACGGUUUUGAUGUCAGGUGAAGGUGAAGUCAGACUGACGGUAUCUUUAGCCACGAAACAGACUACAAACUUUACUUUCUGAUCGCUGCGCACUUCGGGUGAGGCAUGAGUGGAGGUCGCUUUGAGUUUGACGACGGUGGGGCUUAUUGUGGCGGCUGGGAGGGGGGAAAAGCCCACGGCCAUGGCAUCUGCACCGGACCCAAAGGCCAGGGCGAGUUCUCCGGAUCCUGGAACUACGGUUUCGAGGUGGUGGGGGUCUACACCUGGCCCAGUGGAAACACCUAUGAGGGGUACUGGUCGCAGGGCAAGCGUCACGGCCUGGGAGUAGAAACCAAAGGACACUGGAUUUACAAAGGGGAAUGGACUCAUGGCUUCAAAGGGAGAUAUGGCAUCCGGAUCAGUGUGGGCAGUGGAGCAAAGUAUGAAGGGACUUGGAAUAAUGGGCUUCAGGAUGGAUAUGGAACAGAGACAUAUGCUGAUGGAGGUACUUUCCAGGGUCAGUUCACAGGCGGGAUGCGGCAUGGCUAUGGCGUCCGGCAGAGUGUCCCUUAUGGCAUGGCAGCAGUUGUCCGCUCCCCUCUUCGUACCUCCCUGACCUCCCUUCGCAGCGAACACAGCAACGGCACCGUCCUACAGCAAGACAUCCCCGCCAUCACCACCACCAACGCCUCAGGAGAGGAGACACACGUCACCACCCCCACCCAGCUGGGACCGUCCCGUGGAGGCUUCGCCCUCACGCUCCAGGUGGACCCAGAGGCGGUGAAACCCAAGAAGAAGGGCCUGUUUCGAAGAGGCUCGCUGCUGGGUAAGCUGAAGAAGUCCGAGUCAAGUACCUCGCUGUCCAGCCAGAAGAGCAAGAUCAGCUUCCUGAGGACCGAAUCGGCUCUGAGCUCCAACGCCAGCGACACCCACUCCACCAUCAGCAUCGGGGACGACAGCCUCGCCGGGGCGGAGGAUUUCCCCCCGUUGGAGGCCGACAUCGACGCCACCACCACUGAGGUCUACAUGGGCGAGUGGAAGAACGACAAGCGCUCGGGAUAUGGAAUAAGCGAAAGGUCCAGCGGGCUGAAGUUCGAGGGCGAGUGGAUGAACAACCAGAGACACGGUUACGGCUGCACCACCUUCGCCGAGGGAGGGAAGGAGGAAGGCAAGUACAUGAACAACCUGCUGGUGAAGGCCGUGAAGAAGAGGAUGAUCCAGCUGAAGGGAACCAAGAUCAAGCAGAAGGUGGAGCGGGCGGUGGAGGGCGCUCAGAGGGCCGCUGCCAUCGGCAAGCAGAAGGCAGAAAUCGCUGCUUCCCGGACGACCCACUCGAAGGGGAAGGCCGACGGAGCGGAGCUGGCGGCUCUGGCCUCCAACAACGAGUCCAGCAUCGCCCGGCUGGUGUCCACAGAGCUGUCCCCCUCCUUCUACCAGCCAGGUCAGUGGCUCUGAGAGGAAGACUCAUCAUUGGCUAUAAACAC